Messenger RNA from Gadus macrocephalus (Pacific cod), 4427 nucleotides. It is a transcript of the gene gtpbp6, whose product is annotated as GTP binding protein 6 (putative). The coding region runs from base 271 to 1857 and encodes 528 amino acids. The record is from RefSeq and is a predicted model, not a curated record. The transcript is spliced from 10 exons. NCBI's taxonomy places the organism in Eukaryota, Metazoa, Chordata, Actinopteri, Gadiformes, Gadidae. Gene Ontology annotation, cellular component: cytoplasm. Gene Ontology annotation, molecular function: GTP binding; ribosome binding.
CGGGUUGGGGGCCUCCUUUGUGUUACCGUAGAACCCGUGAAGAAGGGAAUGGUUGGAAGGUUGACAAAUUAAAGCAUGUUUACCACCCAGGACACCAGUGUCUGACACUAGGGUCCUUCGUCUUCGAUGACCUUUUUUUUUUUUUUUUUUCUGCUACGGUUUUUAGCAAAUAACGCAUUCAUAUCUGUACCUUUUAAACUGGUACAGGUAGAGUAUUUCUGUUAAUUAUGUAUCUAUAUCUUCACCAAGACACCAGUUAAAGACCACACCAUGACUAUGCAUCAUUUGGCAAGGAGGCUGUGGCCAGGCUUUCUACAGACAAGCCAGAAGCUGACGACUGUUUCCUGGAGAUAUCAGAAGCCCCCAUUUUAUAGGGUCGCUACACAAAACAGUUUAUCGUACAACCAGGACAGAUCUCUAACGCUGUCUGCCAGACAAUGCAAGCAUAGCGACAACCCCGGUGGACGUCAUACUUGCCACACAGAAGACCAUGAUGAGGAUGAAGAUGGAGAUCUGAUUGAUGAAGCCGAGGUAGACGAGCUGUUCCAUCAACAGGUUCCCAAAGUCAUCGGAGACGGAGAACACAGGAUCUUCAUCGUUCACCCCGAUGUGAAAUGGGGAAGCAGAAAGCAGUAUCUAACAACGGCGGAGCUGAUGGUGGACGAGGCCGUUGGUCUGGUGAACACCUUGGAAAACUGGAGGGUCGUGGACAAGAUCAUCCUCUCCACUAAGACGCCAGAGAAAAGGACGAUUUUUGGCAAAGGGAACUUCCAGUUUCUCACAGAAAAGAUUAGGCAAACCCCAGGGAUCACUGCCGUGUUUGUGAACGUGGAGCGACUUUCUCCUUCAUCUGAGAAAGAGUUUGAGGACGCCUGGGGUGUGAAGGUCCUGGAUCGCUACUCGGUGGUCCUUCACAUAUUCCGCCGCAACGCGCGGACGCGUGAGGCGAAGCUACAGAUCUCUCUGGCGGAGAUCCCCCUGCUCAGAUCUCGCCUGAGAAACGAAAUAGCAAAUUUUGACCAGCAGGGCGGCGGUAACAGAUACAUCGGCGGCUCAGGCGAGACGCUGCUCGAGUUCCAACAGAGACAACUGAAAGAGCGGGAAACGAAGAUCCGCGUGGCCCUCGAGCAGCUUCGAAGGAAGAGAAACCUGCUGCGCUCCCAGAGGAAAGACAAAGACUUCCCAGUCGUCUCGGUGAUGGGAUACACCAACUGUGGAAAGACCACUCUGAUCAAAGCACUGACCGGGGACCGCGCCCUCCAGCCCAGGAACCAGCUGUUCGCCACGCUGGACGUGACGGUGCACGCCGGCCAGCUGCCCAGUCACAUGACCGUGCUCUACGUGGACACCAUCGGCUUCCUGUCCCAGCUGCCCCACCAGCUCAUCGAUUCUUUCUCGGCCACCCUGGAGGACGUCAAACACUCGGACCUCAUAGUGCACGUGCGAGACAUCAGCCACCCAGAGACGGUGAACCAGAAAGUGAACGUCCUCAACGUCCUGAAAAGCCUGCAGAUCCCAGACCGUCUGAUGAGCUCCAUGAUCGAGGUCCACAACAAGAUCGACCUGGUCAACGACUACCACCCCACAGAGCCUGAGACCGUGGCUGUGUCGGCGCUGACGGAGCAGGGUCUGGACCGGCUGAAGACGAUCCUGGAGGACGAGGUGGUCCGGUCCACCGGGAAGCUCAUCUUGAACCUCAAAGUAGACCUCAGCUCAGCCCAAUUAAGUUGGCUGUACAGGGAGGCCACCGUACAGGAAGUGACUGUGGACGCCGACGAAGGAUCGGCAGUCGUCAUGGUGAUAAUCGGCACGGCGGCAUACGGGCGCUACAGGAAGAUGUUCCCGGCCAGAUCCUAGAGGCAGCGCAAGGUCCCCCCUGCCACCGUACGUCACACGCCGUCUCGCGGAGACGACCGCUUCAGUCUUCUUCCAAAGGAGCACUGUACUCCCAAGUCUUAAAUAGUUGGGGUACACAAAGACAUUAUGGGGACACAGGGACACGUGGGUGUUAAUGAGCGGAUCCUCCUUUCGCCAAUAGGAAAAACGUCACAUCCCUCAAGAAUAUAGUUUUGUAAACAAUUUGAGCCAAACGUGAGCGAUGUCAGGAUAACGUCGCAAUCCUACAGCAGUGUUUUCCAAACGCUGCUUCCAUUUGAUUCCCCCUGGCUAUUUUCCCUUUCCGCUACGGAGAGAAAAAUACAUUUACGUUCAGCGUCAUCUCAUUUAUUUGUUUUUCUUAGAAAUAAACUAAAUUAUUUGGUACAAACAUUAUUGUUUAUAGUCAUUUAUUUAAUGCUGGCACAUGAAUACAGUUUAUUCAACUAUCAUUUAUACACAUCUUUCAUGUUAUAUGAACUUUUAAAUUACAUGUUACAAGUGGUUGAUAAACUGAAUAAAAUACAUCUAGUGUUAAAAACUUUAAAAUUACCAAAUUCUUAGGCCAUCAGGAGAGUAGUACUAUCUCUAUUAUAUGGAGACAAUUAUAUCAUGAUUAACUUCUUUCAUGAUAACCAUCCUCAUUUCAAUCGUCAUAUAUUUUACCCAUUAAACACUGUAGACCAAACCUUUGUUCAUUAAUGACAGGGUUUAAAGGCACCCAGUGCAACUUUAUGUAAACAUUCAAUGAAAAAUAAACAUUCAAUUUCUAGUCUUUUUUACACGUAGUAAGUUUCAAUAACUCCAUACCAUUACAUAUCGACAUUCAAGGAGCAAAGAUGAGACGUCGUUGUGUGGUGAGAACUGAUAGAAAAUCGUAAACAACAACAAUCGCCGGUGGGGAGAAGCCAUUUUUCCAUUGACUGGAAGCCUGCUUUAUUUAUUGUAGGUUACAAAAAAUAAAGAAAAUGGCGGCAUUGUUGUUGUUUUCGAUUUUCUAUCAGUUCUCACCACACAACGACGUCUCAUCUUUGCUGCUUGAAUGUCGGUAUGUAAUGGUAUGGAGUUAUUGAAACUUACUAUGUGUAAAAAAGACUAGAAAUUGAAUGUUUAUUUUUAAGCCUUGAAAGUUGCACUGGGUGCCUUUAAGGGAAGGGUUUUUGAAGUGGUUGAAAUACGGUAGACAAAGCAUUUGUUCUUUGACGACAGGCUUUAACAGAAAGGGUUUAAGGCUAUGGUUAAACCGUAUCGUUUAAGGAUAGGGUUUAAUGGCAGUUUUAGGGUAGAGUUUACGAGAGAAUAAGAUGGCACCAUCUACUUGGUGUGCAGGAGAAAUCUCUGGUUCAGAGCGAUCACCAGGGGACAGAAGGGGAUGGGCCCAACAAAGUCCCCUGCGAUGAUGUUGAGGCUCUGGUGGGAAUAGCCGGGGGUCUGCUUCUGAAGCCAGACGCUCAGCUGAUCCCAGUUCUCCUGGGACAGCGUCCACAGGGACUGGUCCCACUCCAGGACCAUGAAGCACAUGUUUGCCGUCAGGUUUAGCCCCGACACAAACAAGCCGUCUGUUAGGAUAUGCCGAGAGACACAAACGGUCCUUCUAUUAGAACCACACACACAAACAAGCCUUAUUUGACAACAAGACAUGAAACACACAGCUAUGAAACCCAAACAAAAACACAUUAAUGCAUUGUAUCACUUGCUGAACCUAACAGCAAACGACCAGGUAGGAACCUGAGCCAGGUAUAUUCUACACUCCCCUGGGCCAGGUAUAUUCUACACUCACCUGGGCCAGGUAUAUUCUACACUCAGCUGGGACCAGGUAUAUUCUACACUCACCUGGGCCAGGUACGAACCCGAGACUCACCUGGGCCAGGUAUAUUCUACACUCACCUUGGCCAGGUAUAUUCUACACGCACCUUGGCCAGGUAUAUUCUACACCCAGCUUGGACCAGGUAUAUUCUACACGCACCUUGGCCAGGUAUAUUCUACACUCACCUGGGCCAGGUAUAUUCUACACGCACCUUGGCCAGGUAUAUUCUACACUCACCUUGGCCAGGUAUAUUCUACACUCAGCUGGGACCAGGUAUGUACCGGAGACUCACCUGGGCGCCCCAUGGCUUUCCGCCUGUCAAGGUAGUUGAUGACGCCCUGAGCCGUCGGCUGAUUGGCCCACCAGUAGGGGAUGGCUGGCCAGAGCUCGGGAUAUCUGGCUGCUGAUUGGUCCUCGUAGGACAGCAGUACCUGCCAACGAUUGGACCACAGACUCCUCAAGGUUGGCACUGCUUCCUGUGCGGGCAAAACAGCAAUUGGCCAAUUCAUUGAUCACACACCAGUUGGCUUUUUAAAGAUACCAUGUCAGUUUAGAGACACUUAGAGUUUAAAUAUGACUGUAACCCACCAUCCUGGGACAGAGUUUGGAGCCAAACAAUUUCCUGAGGGACAGAAUGAAGGACUCAUGAACUUUGGCGCUCAUUCCCUCAAAAUGGCUGCAAGACAGGAUCACCACUUCCCUGGGAUGGGACUCCAACCAUGUGGCCACAGACGCCAGCGUCUCC